Messenger RNA from Lingula anatina, 4124 nucleotides. RefSeq lists its product as uncharacterized. The record is from RefSeq and is a predicted model, not a curated record. Lineage: Eukaryota; Metazoa; Brachiopoda; Lingulata; Lingulida; Lingulidae.
GGCAGGUUAACGUUAAUAAGAUUGCUAAGAUUAACAAUAGUAAUAUUUAUUCUUUUUAUAUCGAUUCUGAUUUAGAUUUUGAUGUUAAACGGGUAAAACUUUGCAAAUGACAACACCGGAACAUCUCAGCGUGAGGAAUUGUGGGAGCGGGCACUUGAUCAAGAUGGCGUCCGGCAGCGAGCGAGAUGAGCUUGAAGACCUAGAAGCUCUGAGAUCUGCCGUGUUAGCCUCUAUGAAGAUGAAAUCCAAAGAUGAAGAAGGCAGCAAGGACAGUGAGAAGGAAGAAGCAGGGGAAGAUCCUGAACUAGCUGCUCUAAGAGCUGCUGCUUUGCAGACCAAGAAGGCAACUGUUGGAAAGCUCCUGAGCAGUGAAAAAAGAAAACCAACACACCAUCACCAAAAAAGAGAAAAGAAAGGAUCAUUCCCUUUCAAACACAACAAUCGUCCAAGUAACCUGAUAGUCAUCCAGACAGCCCCGCCUGAGGGGGAAGAGAAUGGGACCCUGACGAACCCAGGGCAGAGAGAGACGGAGAAGACUGUCCCCGUAAUGCUGAGACCACAGGACAAGUGGCUGGGGGGUCUGGCUGACGUUAAUAGUGCCACAAAUAGUCCACAGAGAGAGAAACCCAAAGACAAAUUCAGUCGAUAUGAGUCCAGUGACAGUGAAGGAUUCUCAUCAUCGUCUGGGGAAGAAAGCGAAGAAGAAGAGGCAGAGGAAGAAGAAAAGUCUGACAAUAGUGAUUCUGAUAAUGCUGAAAAAGAAUCAUUGAAAUCUGGAUCCAAUCAGUCAAGCAAUGAUGUAUCAGAUGUGGGAACUGAGGAUGAAGAUGAGGAUGUUGUCAUGGAAACAGUUGACGAGGUUGGGGGCUCAGAUAAAAGUAGCAGUGAAGAGGAGAAUUCCAGUAAUGAAGCUUCAGGAUCAGAAUCAGAGAAUGACCAUGACAGUAGUGCAACAGAAAAUUCUGUCAAACACAAACAAAAUGAAACCAAAAAAGAAAACACUGAAAGUGCUAAUGAUCAACAAAAUGUGCAAAGUACCAAUGUAAACUAUUUAAAAAAUCAGAUGUCAGGGCCAGGUCAUACGUCCACAAAACCCAGUUCACAUAGCGAUUCAGAAAGGAGCCAUUCAUACAGACAGAGUUCCUCAAAAUCUAGACACAAUACUGGAGUUGAUAAUAGGUCACAGAGACAGUCAGCAAAAGACUCGCGGAAUAAUGGCACAAACUCUUUAGAACAUUUAAAAGAAAGAUUAGGGAGAGAUUUUAUUGAAAAACGAUCGAACUCUUAUGAAAGAAAACAUUUAGGUCAAGGUCAGGUCAGGUCAAGGACACAUUCUAGGGAGCCGACUAGACAUCGAAGUGACAGACCUCAUGAUCGUGAACAUCCUAGGAGAGGUAGAACAUCUCCAAGGCGAGAUUUUAAAAUGGACCAAAUUCCUCACAAGAACAGUGAGAAAGUGAAAAGAGACGGGCCUAAUGUUCCUCACAGGGGUGAGGACAGAAGUAGAACUGGUCAGUCAAGGUCAUAUAGAGAAGCCAAAGAUAUUGUGCGCGAUAAAUCCUUAAAUCCUUCUAAAACCAGUGCUGACAAAGAGCAUACACCAAGAAGGGAGAUGGAUGCUAAGCAUAAAACUGGAAACAGUGCCAAAGAAAAUGAUUCAGGCAGGGCCAAUGACAAGGAGAUACCUGAGGGUGCAAAUGGAAAGCAACAGGAAACUUCAGACAGAGACAGUGAUUCAGAAAGUUCUUCUAGUUCCCUUGGUAGCAGUUCAGACGCAGAUUUGGCUGAGGACAGCGACAGUGAGGAUGAUGCACAGCCCUGGCGCUUCAUGCACACUGGACAGGGGAAAAAGUCCCACGAUACAAGACAGCUAUUUGAAAGAGACAUAACAGACAUUGAGCGUGAAAGGCGCUUAAAAAAACACGCAGAAAGUGACAAAAUUAAUACUAGUCUAGAACCAAAUAACGAGAGAUCUCAAAGGCCCAGAUAUGGUGAUAGGAGAGGACACGAGAGAUCUCGCCACAGGGAUUUUGAUAGGAGAUCUGAAAGAGAUGAAAAGGGUUCCAGGCAUAGAUCUCACAGAGAACCAGGGUCACAACUAAAUGAAAGAGAUUCAGGUCCAAAAUUAAGUGCGAGAGAUAAGGAUUCAAAAGUUGGUGCAAAAGAUGUCAGGUUAAAAACGGAUCCUAGACACCCUGAUCCCAAAAAGGAUUUCAAACAUUUAGGUGCUGAACGAACUAUGAGGGAUAUCGGCUCUCGGAAGGACAUGAGAGACAUGCAUUCAAAAAGAGGUGCAAGAGGUAUAGACUCAAAAAAAGAUACAAAAGAUGUGGACCCAAGAAGAGAUGCAAAAGAUGUGGAACUAAAAAGAGAUGGGAGAGAUAUAGAUACUAGAAGGGAUCAUAUGCAAAAAGAUCACCACCCCGGCAGGAUAAUUGACCCAGCUAGACAUGGACCGAAGAGAAGGUAUCAUUUGGACAGUUUACCUACAAGGAAAUUUGAAGAUUUUGAAAGCGAAAGUGAAAGUGACAGUGACAAUAAAAAGGGCCCACCUUUGAAAUCAUUCCUGUCAGUGGUUAAAAAGGACAAUGCACAAAAUGAAUUAGUCCCUCAGGUGAAAAGACCCUACAUGCCUUCUCCACAGAAAUCCGAGUGGCAACCAAAAAGAAAGAAAAGAGAAAAGGAACUUAACAGAACUGAAAAUAGUCCUUUUGAUCCUCCUGUUGUUAAACCUCUCCUCGGUGCAAGCUCGAGACCUGACACUGCCCUUCAGGGUCUUCCAUCUAGAAUUACAGAUGCAAGAGAACUAAUAAGAAAAAGGAGAGGGAAGCAAGAAAAUGUGAACAAUUCUCCAGAAAAAGUUCCAAAAACAUCUUCUGAUCUGGAGACAAAGCCCAGUCCCAUAAUACAUGUCACAUUUAACAAAGAUGACUCAACCCCUGAUCAGUCCUCAAAGAGUAGGCCCUCCAUUCUCCAGAGGAUAGGACUACCAGGCCAGAAACUCGGACACCGGUCAGUUAAGAGUGACCCCAUUCCCCAUUUAGAUACAGGCAGCAGUCAAAUAUCAAAUAACCCACAAGUAAAUAGAGACAAGCCACUCAUCACUCCCUUGAUGGACAUAGACCUUAAAGCAGGUGUUGGUGUUAUAAAAUUAAAUGAUACAUCAGAUAAAACCAGGCCAAAGCAAAACAGAGUGAAAAUGGAAGAAGAAAAACCUGUAGAAGAAACUGAAGAAUGUUCACAACCCAAAUCUACCAUCAUCAGACUUUCUACAAAACGUGAGGAGGUAAAGCAAAAUAAAAAUUCAGAACGGACUGAAUUUGAAGACACAAAAUGUCAAAGUGAACCUAAAUCCACUGUCAUUAAGUUAAAUAAAAAACCCUCAGGUAAAUCAAAUAUUUUAAAAUUGAAUCACGGUGGUGAAAAUCCCAUGCCAAAUAUAGUGAAAUUGAACAGGGGAUCUUCUCAAAAAGAGGUCAGAAAGUCGGAAGUCAAAAUAAUUCAGCCUUUAAAUGGACAAGAGCAAGAGGAGCCACAUGACACCAGGGUGUUUUUGAAGGACAAAAAUGUAGAAAGUAGCAGAGUGCAAUACAGGGAUUUCCAGGAACCAAGUGAUGUAAGAACAUUUGUCAAAUCACAGGAAAGUGUGUCAAGAACUGUUAGUAUCAAGUCCAGACUUGGAAUCAAUGUGGAGAAUAAUUCUGGAAGUGGAAACACCGUAAUUGCAAAGACAGUGCCACAUGUUGGAGGAAGGAAAAUUAAAAUUAAUCGUAAAGUUGCAGUAGAACCAAUGAUUGGACGCAAAGUGGAAAGAUCGGACAAGGCGGAAUCACCGACAUUAGGUCAUGAAAGGGAUGCUGUGGAUGACCUAGAUGCCAAAAUUAGACGUAUCCAGGAGAAGAACGCUGCCAUUUUGAAAAGACACAUUGAGAUUAAGGAGGACAAACAAAUAUUUGGUGGCAAUGUUGUAUGACAUGCCUACUGCUCAUUGGACUCUUGCUACAAUGAAAUUAAUUUAUGCCAUAUUUUUUGAUAAUUUGCUUUAAGCCAGUGUAGUAUUUUGAACUAACUCACUGAUGAAUAUGACAAAAAAAACUAUAUUAUUCUUUCUAAAGGUCAGAUUU